This is a messenger RNA of Alosa alosa (allis shad), 4104 nucleotides long. It is a transcript of the gene gria1a, whose product is annotated as glutamate receptor, ionotropic, AMPA 1a. Gene Ontology annotation, cellular component: dendritic spine; postsynaptic membrane; plasma membrane. Gene Ontology annotation, molecular function: AMPA glutamate receptor activity; transmitter-gated monoatomic ion channel activity involved in regulation of postsynaptic membrane potential. Gene Ontology annotation, biological process: synaptic transmission, glutamatergic; modulation of chemical synaptic transmission. The record is from RefSeq and is a predicted model, not a curated record. Lineage: Eukaryota; Metazoa; Chordata; Actinopteri; Clupeiformes; Clupeidae.
AUGCGUCACGCUGGGAACACUGAGACUUGUACUUGUACUAAUGCGCACGAAAUGGAGAGAUGACCGCGGCAGAGCCGCUUUUGGGGGCGCACGGUUUUACUGUGUCAGAAAGGAAACACAAACGUGCGUGUGUCUGGAAAUAAAGGUCUCACGCAGGUCAGUUGUUCCACAAAAUCCGUGGGUCUGCCGUAAGCGCGUGAGUGACAGGCUCUUCCUCGCGCGUCCUGUCUCUGGGGAGUGGAGGUUGGGCGGUGCGAGCUGAUCCGUUCACUUCAGACGAGGACACGCAGCAUUAGGCGCGCGUGGGAGCGUGGAGGAGGGCUUCACCAGUCGCUCUCGAGCAGGGAGUGUGGGGGAGAAAGCCAGCCGUUAGCGCAGCGCGGGAGACCUAUGCAUCGGAUUUGGAUUUUGUUUCUUUGUUCGCCACCGGAGCGAUGCUGCGGAGCCUCGUGCUGUUUUUCAGCGUGCUGGGCGCUUGCUGCGGAUCAAGUUUCCCAAGCAACAUCAACAUAGGGGGGCUGUUUCCUGCGGACUCGCAUGAGUAUGAAGCGUUCCGCUUCGCGCUCUCACACCAGCAGGAUGUCCCCAAGCUCGUGCCGCAGGUGGACAUGGUCAAGAGCGGGAACAGUUUCUCUAUGACUUAUGCAUUCUGUUCCCAGUUUGCUAAGGGUGUGUAUGCAAUCAUCGGCGUGUAUGACCGGCGCACGGUGAACAUGCUCAUGUCGUUCUGCGGAGCGCUGCACGUCUGCUUCGUCACGCCCAGCUUCCCCGUCGCUGCUGCCAACCAGUUCGUUAUCCAGCUCAGGCCUCAGCUGCAGGGGGCGCUACUGAGCAUCAUCGAGUUCUACAGGUGGACACGCUUCACCUACCUCUACAGCUCGGACUCAGGUCUCACCAUGCUGCAGCGGGUGCUGGACAGUGCAGCGGAGCGCGGUUGGCACGUGGUGUCGGUGAAUGUGGAGAGUGUGUCGGAGGCGUCCUUCUCUAAACUCUACCUGGACAUGGAGACGCGCAAGGAGGGACACGUCAUUAUCGACUGUGAGAUGGACAGACUGGCCUCAGUGCUGAAGAAGAUUGUUGAACUGAGGAAGAAUGUGAAGAACUUUCAUUACAUUCUUGCAAAUCCUGGCUUUUUGGACAUUGAUCUGUUGGAGUUCAAGAAGGGCGGGGCCAAUGUGACCGGAUUUCAGCUGGUGAAUGGGGAGGAUCCUUCUGUUAGCCACACCCUCCAGCAAUGGCUGCAGUUUGAGACGAAAGAUGCCAAAGCUCCUCGAAAGGGCCUGAAGUACACAGGAGCACUGACAUAUGACGGGGUGAAAGUCAUGGCAACAGCGUUCCAGAAUCUCAGACGACAGCGAAUAGACAUCUCUCGCCGUGGCAACGCAGGAGAGUGUCUGGCAAAUCCUCCUGCACCCUGGGGCCAGGGCAUCGACAUCCAGAGAGCCCUACAGCAGGUCCGUAUUGAUGGGCUAACAGGUCACAUCCAGUUUGAUGAGAAGGGCCGCCGGAUCAACUACACGCUGGGGGUGAUGGAGCUGAGAACAGCAGGACCCAAGAAGGUGGGCUACUGGAAUGAGAAUGAGAAGUUUGUUCCUACGUCCUUUCCUCCUGGCACCAACGAGACCAACGGUCUUCAGAAUCGGAGUUACAUUGUCACCACCAUUCUUGAGUCCCCCUAUGUGAUGCUGAAGAAGAACCACGACCAGCUGCAGGGGAACGAGAGGUACGAGGGCUACAUUGUGGAGCUAGCGGCGGAGAUCUCUAAGCACGUGGGCUACCGCUACGACCUCCACAUUGUCUCCGACGGCAAGUACGGCGCCAAAGACCCCGACACCAAGCAGUGGAACGGCAUGGUCGGGGAGCUGGUGUAUGGGAAGGCGGAUGUGGCGGUGGCUCCUCUGACCAUUACACUGGUCAGGGAGGAGGUGAUUGACUUCUCCAAGCCCUUCAUGAGCCUGGGCAUCUCCAUCAUGAUCAAGAAGCCCACCAAGUCCAAGCCGGGCGUGUUCUCCUUCCUGGACCCGCUGGCCUACGAGAUCUGGAUGUGCAUCGUGUUCGCCUACAUCGGUGUGAGCGUGGUGCUCUUCCUGGUCAGCCGCUUCAGUCCCUACGAGUGGCACGCCGACGACAUGGAUGAGGGGGCGGGGCCACAGGACAGCCAGACACCAGGCUCCGCCCCGUCGGUUCCACAGGCCACUCCCACUCAGGAACAGAGUAAUGAAUUUGGGAUCUUCAACUCGCUUUGGUUCUCACUGGGAGCGUUCAUGCAGCAAGGCUGCGACAUCUCACCAAGGUCUCUGUCGGGGCGUAUUGUUGGGGGUGUGUGGUGGUUCUUCACCCUGAUUAUCAUCUCGUCCUACACGGCUAACCUGGCGGCGUUUCUCACGGUGGAGCGGAUGGUGUCGCCCAUAGAGAGUGCGGAGGACCUGGCCAAGCAAACGGAGAUCGCCUACGGAACCCUCGACGCCGGCUCCACCAAGGAGUUCUUCAGGAGGUCGAAGAUUGCGGUCUUUGAGAAGAUGUGGUCGUAUAUGAAGUCUGCGGACCCGUCCGUGUUUGUGAAAACGACUGACGAGGGGGUGAUGAGGGUGCGCAAGUCCAAGGGCAAGUACGCCUACCUGCUGGAGUCCACCAUGAACGAGUACAUCGAGCAGCGCCGGCCCUGCGACACCAUGAAGGUGGGCGGCAACCUGGACUCCAAGGGAUACGGAAUCGCCACGCCCAAAGGAUCCAUACUCAGGAGCCAUGUGAAUCUGGCAGUGCUGAAACUGAAUGAGCAGGGCCUGCUGGACAAGCUGAAGAACAAGUGGUGGUACGACAAGGGAGAGUGCGGCAGCGGGGGAGGAGACUCCAAGGAUAAGACGAGUGCUCUGAGUCUCAGUAAUGUCGCUGGAGUGUUCUACAUUCUGAUUGGUGGAUUGGGCCUGGCCAUGCUGGUGGCCUUGGUGGAGUUCUGCUACAAGUCUCGUGCCGAGUCCCAGCGCAUGAAGGUAACACAACACACACACCAGAAACUGUCUGAUGCACACUGUCAAAUAUUGGCAGGGAUGGGGGGCAUGGGCGAUGGGGAGAACGGCCGACUGCUGGCCCCCGACUUCCCCAAAGCUGUGCAGAGCUGCAUGAGCCACCCGGCCGGACUGAGCCUGGGAGCUGCUGGGAUGUGAAGUGUGUGUGCAACCAAGUCUCUAAACUUAACAACCAACAUGCUAGACUUUACACUCUACACUUACAUCAACACUCUACACUUUACAACCAACACUCUACACUUACAUCAACACUACACUUUACAACCAACACUCUACACUUUACACCAACAUUUACACUUUACAACCAACACUCUAAAAUGUACACUAACACUGUAAACUUUACACUAACACAGUACACUUUACAACAACUCUCCACUCUUUACAAUCAACAUCAUAAACCAACACUCUAAAACCUCUACAAUGACUAUUGACUAAACACCCUCUACAAUGACUAAACACACUAAACCCUCUACAACGUAGGAUUACAUUCAAUACUUUACACCACUAGACAUACGUAGGAUUACAUUCAACACUUUACACCACUAGACAUACUGUACGUUACUGUACGUGUUAAAUCCCAGACUCCAGCGGGACUGAGCCUGGAUGCUGCUGGCCUUUGAGAAACACUCAACUCUACUGGGCACCCUGGACACUCAGACAUAAUGACUGUGUGUACGUGUCUGUGUGUGUGAAUGUGUCUGUGUGUGUGUGUGUGGCCUGCAAAGGUGAACACUCCUGUAGACACCUGUUACACAUAUAGUUGAAAAGCAGCAAAUGAAAGAUGCACACCGAGUGUCACUGCCACCAUAAUGGUCUGAUGCUGAAAGCUGGCCUAUCUGUUCCUCGUGCCCACUAGAGCACGUCCCCCUACCCACCCAUACUGCCUCUCUACCCUGAUAAACACAUGCCUAUACUGCCCCUCUACCUUGAUAAACACAUGCCCUCCUACAUGGCACUUCGUACUGCACUCAGCACUGAGAACUCCAUAUGCAACGUUCACUCUACACAGAGAACACAGUGUUAUCAUUCCUCAUGAUACUCUAACAAACACACACACACACAACAACACCAUAUUACA